GCCGGGAAAAGGCCCAGGAAAAGGCGACUGGUCCAGGGCUCCUGCCUCCAUGCACUGUGUCCUUCUCCUCCCACAUCCAUGAGAUGCCAAGAUUGGGCUUUCCUUUCUUUAUUCCAGGACCCUGUAUGGAAUCACACUUCCCCACACAUGGAUGCAACUCCCAGAUAACCAAUUCUGCCCUUAUUUUGGGAACAGAGUAACUGCUCUGGGAUAAAGUUCCCAUCAUCCUGUGUGGAGCAUUUACUCCCAACAUAGUGGUUAUUCCAGGCUUCUCUUCCCCAUCUCCAUCCCCUGAGAAAACCAAGUAGUGAAGGUGGUUUGGAUCUAAAAUGCCAGAAUUAUUCUGGAAAAGGCCGAGGGGAAGGGACAGAGGGAUGUGAAAAGGUGACACCUACAUUCCCCAAAUAUCAGGGGGAUGCUGGCAGUGCCUCAAAAAAGGAAUUAAGGCUGGAAUUGUGCGGACAAGGGAUGGUGGGAGGGUGGGGAUGUCACGUUUGUUGUUAUACUGAUUUAAUGGGGAAUGGCAGAGCUGUGCCGGGGGGGCUCCCUUUGUCCCCUCAGAGCUCCGGGGUGACACCCAGCCAAAUUCCCUCUCCCUGUGUUCUCCCAGCUUGCCAACAAAGCACGGACGGAGAAGGAGGAGAAGAUGAGCCAGGCAUAUGCAAUUAGUGCUGGUGUCUCCCUGGAGGGGCAGCAGCUCUUCCAGACUAUCCAUAAGACCAUUAAAGACUGUAAAUGGCAGGAGAAGAACAUAGUUGUGAUGGAAGAAGUCGUUAUUGCUCCUCCAUACCAGGUGGAAAACUGUAAAGGCAAAGAGGGAAGUGCCCUGAGUCACGUACGGAAAAUAGUGGAGAAACAUUUCCGGGACGUGGAAAGCCAGAAGGUCCUGCAGCGUUCACAAGCACAGCAGACACAGAAGGACACGUCCCUGUCAUCCUGAGGCCAUCUCGGGAUGAGAUCGCCCUGUCCCCGUUGUCCCUUCCCUCCCGGGAGGCGGCGCCAGGGGCACCUUCACGCUUUUAUUUCCUUUUUUUUUUUUUUUUUUGGGGGGGGGAAAUCUCAACUCCAAAAUUCAAACUUUUGAACUUAAAAAAAAAAAAAAAAAACAAAAACGAGAAAAAGAGAAUAAUUUAAAAGCUCCUCUUCACGCAUUACUUGACUAACAGACUUUGGUUUUUCUCUGCCAUGUUUUCUCCCCUCCAGCAGGGCAGGCUCUGUUAAUUUUAUUUUUUGGCUUUUUUUUUUUUUUCCUUUUUUUCUCCCAAUUUCUACCUUUCCCUAUCCCCCCCAAAAAACGCCCAAAAAAUAAAAUUAACAAGCUCACUGCGGUGGCCAACCCGGGACCCUCGUGACCAACAUGGUCUCGUUUUAAUUUUGUUUGCACAGGGCAAGGCUUGAAUUAGUCUUAUUUUUCUUAUCUUUAAAUAUAUAUAUGAAUAUAUAUUAAAAUGUUCUUUAAAUAUUUGCUUCUAGCAGGAUUGUGGCAAAAAAUCCCCCCUAACACCCAUCCCAGGAUCAUCCAGAACCUGGAUUUGGGGGUUCCCCCCCACUUAUUUCCUUUAUGUUUUUAAUUUUUUUGCCCUUUUUCAUUUAAUUUUUAAUUUUUUUAAUUUUUUUUUUGCCACGAUCCUCUCCCUCCCCUUUUUUUUUUUUUUUUUAAAAACAAAAAACAAAUGGAUCAAACUCAAAAAACAAUUCAAGCCCUGCCUUUAGGAGAGUUAAAGAUUAAAAAAAAAU
Molecule: messenger RNA, 1737 nt
Organism: Neopelma chrysocephalum (saffron-crested tyrant-manakin)
Lineage: Eukaryota; Metazoa; Chordata; Aves; Passeriformes; Pipridae
Product: protein LSM12 homolog
Exons: 3
Coding region: 647-940 (97 amino acids)
Source: RefSeq, a predicted model, not a curated record